This is a messenger RNA of Xyrichtys novacula (pearly razorfish), 4072 nucleotides long. Lineage: Eukaryota; Metazoa; Chordata; Actinopteri; Labriformes; Labridae. The record is from the annotation of a GenBank genome assembly.
AUGAACCCCGUCAGUGUCGGGGAGUACCAUGGACUGCGGGUAGGCUCUGCCCUGGUCAGCAUUGUGGCGGGCUGCAUCAUCAUUGGGGUGUCUAGGGAGUGUGAUGCUGAUGCUGUAGGAGGGAUCUUCCUGGGAGCAGGGGGGCUCGGUGAGUGUGUGUCCAUGUGAAACCUUCUUCGGUGAUUACUGAAAGUUAGACAGUUAGCAUUUUAACACAUAUUUGUGAAUUAACUAUAAUGUCCAGUUUGGGGUUUGGGAGACAUUUCAAUAUACUUUGCAGGGCAUAAUUAAACACAGAUAUUCAGUGACUGGUAUUUCAAUUGCACUUCUAUACCCAUCCUAUGUCGCUUGAGUUAAAGCUAUGGUUUUGAAGUUUAAGACUUCUUUGGGAAAGGGCUGAACUAAAAUCUUAAUUUACACACCAGAAUAACAGUCUCCACACAAAACAUUGGAACAAAGUUAAUACAUAACUGUACAGCUUGAUGUAUGACCCAACUGAGGCAUGGAAAAUUGAAAAGAUCCAUAUUUUGUGCAUGUAUUUUCAAAAAUGAGUGAGCUACAAUUGUGCUUAGUACUUAAUGGGUGUUUGUAAAUUCAUUGCCCCACAUAUUAUUUAAAGAAAUAACAUUUAUUUAAGAAUGAAGUUUAACGGUCAAACAUUCUCCUCAGAAUACCAUCUGGGUUAGCUGUAAAAAAAAUGUAAUAAUUAUAAGAAUAACAGAUCAAAUAUCUCUGACUUUUGACAUUUUCCACUCACUGUUCUCAAAAAAACCCAUCAUGUGACCAUUUGAUCCGAUGGUGAAACUAGAACUGUCUGAAUUGCCUUCUGAGAGAGAACGAGCGAAGGAGCGAGCUUCUGAUCCGAGGAUAACAACACCGGCAUGCAUUGUUAAUGUGAAAUGUACUCUCACUGAUAAUUAUAUCAGCUCUACAUUAUUAAUUUGUGUCUUUCAGGAAUCAGUAAAUCAGAACUGUACCCAGCUACCUGGCAAAGACAUUGACUGUGUUGGAACCAAAGAGCAGAUAGUGCUGUGUUUAGUCUGACUUACAGGCAUGAGCAGAAUUCUUUGUAGAUUAUUUUCACUCCUUCUGCAGUUUUCAUGAAAUUUUGUACACUUGCAUGCAUCACAGCCACCCUCAGGCCCUGCCGCAGUUUAAUGCCAGUUCUCUGGGCUUGUAAGGGAAAUCAAUAACUGUUCAAUCUGAGCUAGGUGCCACUGAGAGGCACACGGGCCCCGCGGUUCAGAUAUUACUUUAAGCCUCACACACUGUCUAUGGUACAUUAAAAACAGUCUGAAGACAGUUUCAUCAAACAGCCCCACUGUUUAUGGCAAUGUCUAUGAGAAUACAGACGGCUCUAGCUCCUGCUGGGGCUUGGGGGCAAAUUUUAAUUUAAAAGUUUUUAUUACAAACACUUGAGCGUAUAAAAUCAUCAGAUUGCAAUAUAUUUCUACGUGUAAGUGAUUAGAUUUUUCAUUCGGAAAACUAAUAUCCUUUUAUAAUUUAGGAGGCUGCAAUUCUUCUCUCCACUUCAGGUUUUCUUUCAGUCUUCUUUUUGCAAACUCACACUGUGUUUUUAAUCACUGACUUUUAUCAUCAUUCUUUGACAUAACAUUGUGACUCAAAUUCACACUAAUACCGCAGUUGUUCGAUCUUUUACUGUCAUAUGAGGAUACUAAAAAAAUACAGCGUUUUAUUCGGUCAUCGGAUUGAUUAUGUUUUCUGCAUUACAGGCCUGCUCAUAUCGAUCUACCCUUUCAUAAAAGCUUGGCUCAACAUCAACCAUAUUCUUCCAUCCUUUGGUAAGCAUGUGAUGUUCAUGUAUCCUGCGUCAUAUCCAUAUUUAUUGACAUGACCUCAUUUUUUCAUGCAGGACAGUAUUUGUUGCCUAAAUGUUGUGACAAAGCAAAACAGCACACUCCUGACAAGAUCAAGGUCAAAACAAAGAGUCUAUUCUUAAAUUUGCUGCAACAUCAACAGCCUUGAAACAAAACCUCAAUUACAAAUGUGGGGUUCAACAGGAUGUCAGCCACUCUGCUAUUUUCAAAGUAAAGGUAUUCAAAGGCCUUGUAUCUUACCUAACUCCUCUUGGAGGUCUCAACAGGGAAUUAAAGUAUGAUAUCUUCAAUCUUGAGAAGUUUGUGAGAAAGUAGUGCUGCUUCACCUUUGCCUGGCAUUAUUUUGACCUCCUGUUCAAUAUUUUAAAAUCUAACAGGACUUUGAAGUCUCUAUUUUGCUUUGAAAAAAGAUUUCUGUCUAAAUGAACGACUGAAGGACACGAUUUCUUAACAUUCCAGGAAACUUCAGAGUGCAUCCCACAUCUGUCAAUCCAGCUCCUGAGCCCCCUGUGGAGACACUAAGAAGAGAAGGUCAGUGACUUUGCAGGGCACAGGCAGGUGGCCAUACACUCUUGAACACUUAUUUUAGUGCUGCAGUUGCAGCUGCUCAAACAUAUCUGUAACAGCUUCCAGCGCUGAUAAUCCUGUAAACACAGGUGAAUACAUAAUAAACAAUGCGACAACAUGUGUGCCAAUCUUUAGGUGAGGAUUUUCACAGAUUGGUGACACGUGAUAUGACUUUUGCGGUAUAUCUGUGUGUUUGUGCUCUUGGCAGGGACUCAGAGUCAACUAAAUCUGGAACGUUCAAAGAGCCGAAUGGGGACCUUUGUGGAGGGCGGACCGAUGGCAGAGACCAAUGCAGAUGAGGGGUAUAAAGACUGAUAUUACAUCCUAUGACCUGCGCAGUUGAUGGAUUUGUGAUUUCUACUGAAAAGGAAGAAGUGGUGUUAUGUUUAGAAGGUACAAGAAAGAUAAGAAUAAGAUUGAUAGAUGUAUGAAACAGCUUCCAACUUAGAUCACAUUUGAGUCACUCCUUAACCUUCACAGAUAACAAAAAGAUCGUUUUCCCCCUAAUGUAAUUCUUCUCACUUAGCUCUGUAGCUAUGUAAGAAACAAAUCAAUAUAUUCACAAAACAUCUAAUAAAUUAGAAUCUUAAAUCUAAUCUAUGUGAAAAAUUCUGCUAACCUAAUGUAGAGCAACUUUCUGUUUUCAUUAUCAGUAAACAAACUUGUUCAAACCAUUGCAUUCGAAUUGUAAUGACAUUGAGAAAAGUGAAAAUGAAAGUCAAGAAGAAAAAGAACAGGGAUCUGCAUAUGUCUGCCCAACGUUAAGAGUAUAUGGACCAAAGGUUUUCACGCCUCUCUGGAGGUUUAAGGUGAGAUUUGUGUAGGAAUGUAUCUGGAGGCGUCAUAGAUUUUUAUUGGAUUUAAUUUACCUGAACUUCAAGGACAAUUAGAGAAAUUAUUUUGGUCUAUAAAAACACGAAAUCUAAGCUGGAUAACCCUUAUUAGAUGGCAGAACUGGUUUAACUUCCAGUAGUCACAGAGAUAAUGAACAGUGGCUGCAGUGAUGCUUUUAUAUUGCUAUCAUCAGAUUAUGACAGAACUAGUGCAGCUUUCCGGUGCAGUGCAUUGAUUUCUGUCUGCUGCUUUCAUCUCACAAAGGUCAUUUAGGUUAUGGGCAGUUUAAUAUGGAUUGUUUUGUACAAUUUCAUGGCUAAAUAACUGCAUUUGGAUUCCAAACAACACAUUUAGACUGGAAAAGGAAGAGUACACCCAUAAAAUGAAGACUGCUAAAUCACGUAGUAGGCAUUAAGUUGAUGAAAUUGAAUUUAAUCUUAUAUGUCUAUAUCUGCUGUACUCUUAAGUCUGAUAUUGAUAUGAGGAGACUAAUGUAGUAAACUUUAUUUUAUUCUAAUAAAACAAUCUUUAUAAUUACUGAUAAAAACCUAAGACUGUGUGUUGACCAUCAUGUGAUAUCAAACAUUUUCCUGUAUGUAACGUGCACAAGACUUUUCUAUGCUUUGUAUUCUUAAGUGCACAUUAUCAGGAUUUAUUGCAUUGUAAACAGAUGCCUGAAUGCAAAUACAAUUUGUAUCCGACAGACAGAAACAAUGCUUCAUCUUUUUUGUGUGAGUCAUGCUUUGAUGUGUUGCAGGACUUCUUCAGACAUGCCAGAUGUCCUCUCAAGACGGAAAUUCAAGCCGGCACCCUCUGAUCAGGACCUGCCAUGA